AUGAAUACUGAAGCACACGUUGCACAAUUCUUGAAGGAUAAUGGCUACACGGAAACAUUAAGGGUAUUUGAACGGGAAUAUGGAAAGCCAUUCUCUAAUUCUCCAGAUGAACCAUUGGAGAGUAUAAUUGAAGAUAGAUAUAAUUACAAGACAUUGAAUGCUAAAACUGAGGAUUCGGAGAUCAACGCGUCUCUUAGUAAGGAGUUGAAUGAAAUUCUUCAUAACCAGGUUGAUGAAUGGUCGGUGCCAUAUCCAAAGGACCCCGAAUUAGUAAGUGAUUCAAUUGAUGGACUUGUCAUCUCAUCGUGCUUGGUAUUCUGCAAAAAUACACCAAUUCUAUUCCUUGGUACCUCAAACACAAAACUCUAUGUAAUAAAUUUACUGUUAAAAGAAACUAUUCAAGAAUCGAGUGCUUUUAUUGGAAAGUGUGUUAUCAAAAACAUAACUAGCGCAUCACACAACAAAUUAGUGUUCCUGGGAAUGAACGGAAAACUACAUUUAUGUGAAUACAACUACGGAGAAUCAUUUGAAAUAAGAAUAAUUGACGAAAUACAGGCACAUCCCAGACUUAUCGUCGACACAAAAUGCAUUCAGUUUAACAACACCACCUACGUGUUUACCCUUGGAUGGGAUUUCACGUUGAAGGUCUUCACUGCCCAAGACAAACUUAAUCUCGUUACCGAAUACAAACUACCUACACAAGGGACUUGUAUCGAUGUCACUAUCCUUAACAAUAAGAUCGCUCUAGUGGUUGGGCUUAACGAAACUACAUUGUUGAGUGUGUUCCAUCUCACCGAAAAUGACUUAGUGCUACUGUAUAAAAUCUCGCUCAACGAUGCACAGUUUACUGUAUCGACAUUUACUCCUCGUUGCAUAACCAUACAAUCCCUCUCUCUGGGAGUUCCGUUGAUUGCUGUGGCUACUUCUCAUGAACCAUAUAUGCGGUUAAUUAUAGUUCCUUUAAAGGAUGCACCGGCUAUUGAUUCCGGCUCGAUAGAGCGAGAUCAAAUCUUGAAAAAUUUAUCCACCCUCUCUCCGCAAGAUAAAUAUUCGCAACCCAUAAUUCGUUGGAAGCUGCCUAAAAACCUGAAGCACAACGGUGUCUGGAUCGUUGGUGAGGAUGGAACAAUCAGGGGUAUUGACCUCGUCCAAGAAAGAGAAAUUACAAGCUAUCAACAACAUGAUGGCAGAAUAAAGUCCUUUACCCUGGCCGAUGACAUACUCAUAACCUGUGGGACGGAUAAGCAUGUAUAUCAAUGGGUAUAG
This is a messenger RNA of Debaryomyces fabryi, 1266 nucleotides long. RefSeq lists its product as uncharacterized. NCBI's taxonomy places the organism in Eukaryota, Fungi, Ascomycota, Pichiomycetes, Serinales, Debaryomycetaceae. The record is from RefSeq and is a predicted model, not a curated record. The coding region runs from base 1 to 1266 and encodes 421 amino acids. Gene Ontology annotation, molecular function: protein binding. The transcript has a single exon.